Schistocerca gregaria is the source of this 3587-nucleotide messenger RNA. RefSeq names its product translation initiation factor IF-2. The record is from RefSeq and is a predicted model, not a curated record. The transcript is spliced from 4 exons. Lineage: Eukaryota; Metazoa; Arthropoda; Insecta; Orthoptera; Acrididae. Bases 141 to 929 code for a protein of 262 amino acids.
CCGACCACCGCACAGCUAGAGAGAAAGGCUGAGCCGUGAGUUUGGCCCGCGCCUGGUGGGGGAGGUUAUAAGAGCGGCUGCAGCCCGGCGCCCACUUUCAGUCUUUCGUCGAUCGCCACCGUAAGAGGACGCCGCGAGAAAUGAACAAGGCCGUGUUGGCGCUGUUGCUGGUGCUGUCGGCGGCGGCGCUGUCGUCGGCGGCGCCCGACUCGCCGGCGGACGAGUACGAGUACGAGGACGAGGAGGAGGCGGCGCCGGCGCCGCCCCCGCCGCCGGCCAGGGGCGGCUCGCGGCUCAACGCGCUGCUGGGCUCCAGGGGCGCCGCCGGGGGCCGGCCCGCCUCCCCGCUGGCCAGGGGCGCCAAGCCCGCCGCCCCCGCCAAGGCCGCCGAGCCCGCGCCGCCCCCGCCGCCCCCGCAGCCGGAGCCGGCGGAGGCUGAGGAGGGCAGCGAGGAGGAGGGCGCGGAGGAGGACCAGCAGGCGGCCACGACCACCACGGAGCCCCCCAAGAAGGGCCUGGUGCGAGGCGGCGUGCGGCCCUUCCGCAGCAACGACGACCUGCUGGCGGCGCUCAAGCGCAGGAGGCAGCAGCAGGUGUCCUCUGGUGGCCACCACGGCGGGGCGUCCGGUCGCAGCACGUCCACCACCACGGAGGCGUCGGCGGAGGUGACGGCCAGCAAGAGCCGCAGCGCGCAGGCGUCCGGCGGCGGCAGCCGGCGGGGGCGGUUCAACGGGGGCGGGGCGCGCGCCGCCGCCGGCUCCAGCAGCGACGCCGCCGUCGUGCAGCCGCCGCCCUCCGCCCCCGGGGGCGGCAGGAGCCGCUUCUCCGGCCGGCGCGGCGUCGCCGACCUGGACGCCUCCGAGCAGCAGGCGGACGAGCAGCCCGCCCCCGCCAGGUCCGGCAAGUCGUUCCGCGGCCGCCGCCAGUGAGAGCCGGCCCGCCGCUCGCCCACGCCCACGACGGUAUUUAUUUCUGCUCCCAAAGACAGCCGACCCACUACCCGCUGCCCUCCAGCGACCCGGAGCCCCCGGCGCGCGGAGGACCUCUCGCCUCCGCCACCACCUCACAGCGACCGCGGAGUGACGCACCCAGAUCCGCAGCAGUGCCAGCACCCCUCUCGAGGGUAGUUCCCCAAACCGCCGCUAGGCAGCGCUAGGAAGUCACCACCAAUAUUCGCCCAUUACCACAGACAGCUUUGAAUGCCAACCCCAGUUGGUAGUCCUUAAAGUGCCCUUAGGAUAACACUAAACAGUCUCUUCUAAGUCGAAAGUCGAGCCAGCUUGCAAGAAGCCGCCACAUUUGUACUUCCCCAACACACCACCAGACCUCGCCAGGAAGACGUCGACAUUACUCGUCCCACAGUGGACCCACCAUCAGUUCCUCAUCCUCCCUCCUUCCUGCAGCCUCCCUGCCUCCUCGCCAUUCUUAACUUGUAUAUACUUCUCCAAAAUCCUAGUAGACAGACCUAAAUAGGUACCAGACGUCCUCUACACUCAAGGAUAAAAACCAACCCAAUGUGCCUCCUCAAAGUCACGCUAGGACGGCACUAAAGCCAUUCCCCCAAGCCUAGCCAUCUCGCAACAUGUAUCCACUCGCCACUGCGUCACUCCUGUGUUAACAGUUCCCAAAAACACCGAAAAUCCACUCUAAAAAUCCACUGCCCGCAAGCCAAAAUCGACCAACUUCGACAACCCAUCCCCCUUGCCAUUAAAAAUCUUUGAUGUCCUCAGUUCUAAACUGCAGCAGAUGGCUCUGAAAACACAUCAGACAGUUCCUAAACCCAAGCAUAAAUAUCCACCCCCAUCACACUAUAUCUCCUUCUAGUUGGUAGUACCUCAACAGAUCGCUACAAAAACAAAGCCACCCAUUCCCAAAUAAUUCCAGUAGACACACACUACCACACUUGUAGCUUACCAAAGUACCAAUAGGCUCCCUAAAAAGCAUCACGAAAACUCAACUAUUCCUUUGCAAAUGCUUUCCUCCGCUGUUCGUAGUUCUUUGUUCUUCAGAGUCCACUAGGGAGAUAACAGCAUUUGCCGUGAACUAAUGAAACAGAGCAAUCCAUCAAAACUAAUUUCCUUAACACUGCAACUAGAUCUCCAAGACGGCACUAUUUUGCUCUGUUUGUAUGUCACAAUCUUCACAUGCUGUAUCACUACUAUGAUCCACUCACUUUCACUACACGCCACAUGGAUCAACAAAACCUCAGCAGGUUCUGCUAGGAAAACAAUAUUCUCUUUUCACGAGUGAAGUACAACCAACUUUCAUUAAAUAUUCCCUUCACACUGAAUGAGAUCUCAUUGCACUAGGAAGACGCCAGAGUUGUCCCUUUCCAACGUGUUCUGAACAGCCAUUCCUUACCACUGCAGCACUUCUGACCAAAAUUGCACUAACAGGUACCCCUAGGAAGACAUUAGCAUUUUUAUCUUUACUUUCAACAGCUAUCCCCUCAUUUCUGUUACCAUCUGCCUGUCUCUUUCUCAAAAUGUCAGUACAUGAUGCCAAGAUCUAUUCAAUGUACAGAUCCACCUUCACUGGGGAAGAAACAAUGGGGAUUCAUCCAAAAACACCAUAACUGACAAGUAGACAUUGGACACUUCUCAUAGACAUCCUAUAUCUCAAAUAGCCAUCAGAGGAGGGUAACCAAAAUUGACUCUGAGGAUGAAAUAUAUCUAAUUCACUUGUCUGCCUUCUUUUAGUCUUGCAUUGCAACUUCAGGAGCCUUAGUCUGAUCCUUGCUACAGCAGAUCUCUGCCUCAAUCAUAGCUGGAUGAUCAUCUAUUCAGAAAACCUUAUGAUGCCCAAAUAUUUCUGGUGCCAAAAAGAUCACAUCUUAAAGACUCUACCAACAUACUUGCUGUAUAUUCUUAGCUACACUAGCUCAGCAAUGAGGUGAGAUUCACACUCGUGAUGAGGGGACAUAUUUCCCAACCCUGGCUAUACGUUCUGUGAACCUACCAAAAAGUUCCCGCCUUCCAUUCGGGAUGUCAAAGGGUAUUUUUGCGGUGUCUUGGUGAAUUUCUAGUAGAGUAAGAAUACAAUAAAAAUUUCCAUUUAGCAAUGUGUCAUUUGAGUGUGAUGGUGUUGACGACAAUUGCUGGCACCUGGUGAAAUGACGGUGACUCCAUUUUUGUGAACACCAAAGUUGUUGCUGCUGUGCAUUCUCCCCCCCUCCCCCCCCCCCUCAGAGUUCUGGGUACGUCACUGUGUGCAGAGACUGAACGCCACCGAGCAACCCUUCUCCAGGGCAGUUCGCGGGAGUACGCGCUAGUGCCGAACGACGGAUCCACCUGGACUGGGCUCCACUCUCGGAAAAGUGCAAUACAACCACAAACAGCAGCAGAUCCUACUGCAAUGGACAGUACGAACUCUCUCAUAUCUACCAGUACAAUAAACUUUCAUCAUUAACUGGAUGGCAGGAAAUGAAUCUUAUGUGUAUAGUUAGUUGCAAAUAAGGCUGACGGCACGUUACGGCCACCUCGGAACGGUCACUUGCCACUUAAACUUACAGUCAUGUUCGAGUUUGUUCUGUAAUUCCACUACAGCCUGUUCUGUCAAUAAAGUAACUUGUAUAAACCUCUGAAAAA